Messenger RNA from Cynoglossus semilaevis (tongue sole), 996 nucleotides. Its product is annotated as desumoylating isopeptidase 1. The record is from RefSeq and is a predicted model, not a curated record. Gene Ontology annotation, molecular function: peptidase activity. Bases 270 to 764 code for a protein of 164 amino acids. NCBI's taxonomy places the organism in Eukaryota, Metazoa, Chordata, Actinopteri, Pleuronectiformes, Cynoglossidae. Gene Ontology annotation, biological process: protein modification by small protein removal. The transcript has 6 exons.
GUUUUUGUUUACAAUAGCACGAUGACGCAGCGUUAAUUGACAUUAGUGGUGUUGCCUUCAGUUGCCACUAGAAUUAUUAAGUUAUCAUUUUCUUGCGAUAUUUUAUCUUAUUUUUGUGUGUAAGAAUUUUAAGACAAAACCUAAUGUGUAGUGUCGCUACCGGUUAUCUCGUAGGAGUUGUGUGAGUUAGCCAACUUUAAAAGUAAAUUUGGAUCAUAAUAUUUCAACUUUACGUUUUUUGUUUUUAUAUUUUAAUACUUUAAUACAAAAUGGACCAAAGCGAUACUUUUCCAGUGAAGCUGUACGUUUACGACCUGUCCAGAGGAAUGGCCCGGCAGUUAAGUCCUCUCAUGCUCGGGAAAGUACUGGAAGGGAUAUGGCACACUGCUAUUGUGAUCCAUGGAAGGGAGUACUUUUUUGGUGGACAGGGUAUCAAUAGUUGUCCACCAGGUGGCACACCUCUGGGUGAACCUGACUCCAUCGUGGACCUGGGUCGCACUGAGGUCCCAGCUGAGCUCUUUACCGAUUAUCUUGCUUCUCUGGCAGAGUCAACUUACAGUGGUGACAAGUACAACUUGUUUGAGCACAACUGCAACUCCUUCAGCAGUGAACUGGCUCAGUUUCUAACAGGCAGAAAAAUUCCAUCAUACAUCACAGACCUACCAUCUGACAUACUAUCCACACCCUUUGGACAGGCACUGCGUCCAUUUCUGAAUUCCUUCUCCAUAAACCCUGGAGGCAGCAACAUGAAUGGACAACAGUAAACACACCUACAUUUGUGAAAGGAAAUAUUGCCAUUAAAGAAUUUUUAAUGUGGGGGUAAUUAAUAACCACCACUUGGCCUGUGACUGAUGGGUUUAGGCUUUCAGGCCGUGUUCUGCACUUUCCUACCAUCUUUACCUGCUGAGGUGUUUCACCAGGACAGUUCAGUUUCAUAACGAAAUGACCAAAUAAGAAACAUUUUAAUAUUUACCCAUUAAAAUGUUACAGCCUUCC